This is a messenger RNA of Daphnia carinata, 815 nucleotides long. It is a transcript of the gene Tango11, whose product is annotated as transport and Golgi organization protein 11. The transcript is spliced from 4 exons. Bases 105 to 785 code for a protein of 226 amino acids. The record is from RefSeq and is a predicted model, not a curated record. NCBI's taxonomy places the organism in Eukaryota, Metazoa, Arthropoda, Branchiopoda, Diplostraca, Daphniidae.
GCUGUGUUUUUCGAUCUUGGUGCGGCUAGCGAGAUAAUAAAUAUUUUUUUAAAGUAAAGAAUUUCGUUUGCCAUUAAAUUUAGUCAAAAAUCUCUAGUGGUGAUAUGGGUAGUCACGCGUACAAUAAUACGCACGAUGAACUGUAUGAAAAUUCGGCGUUUACUGCAGAAAUGAGUAGCAAAAUGCAAGUACCUAAACGCAUAAGUGUACUUGGUGGUAUCGACGAAGAUGACAAACUUGGGUUAGGGAAUUUUAGCACAAGAUAUGCCAAUAAAACAGAUUCCAAGUAUGAGAUGAAAGUCCCCGAAAGGAUACUUGUAGUUGGGCAAGAUCAACAUGUUGGUAUGAAAGCCCCCCCACAUGAGCUAAUUCUGGAAAAUUCGAUUCUGUCAAUUAACAGUUAUCCUCCUGUUCGUGUUCGGACUCCACCAAGAUCUAUUACUGUAGAUGCGGUACCCAACAUCCUAGAUCACCAAGAAGAACAUGAGAGUGAUGACGAUAGUAACCAGAGUGAUUCAGAAUUGAAUAGUCAAGACAUGGUAUUGGUUGCUGACAAAAGUAGUUCUGCUGUGAUCCUAUCAGAGCCACCACAGCUAACUUUGACGUCCUCCCAACUGACUGAAGAAGUUUUUGUACUUAGACAGCAAAUAGGUCGCCUCCAUCGUCGCAUGGCUGGUUUCGAAAGAGAACAGCAGCAAAGACAACAGCGCGAUGCCGUCGUCGUCUCAUUAGGCGCUGUAUAUAUUGUUUGGAAAGUCAUACUGUGGCUUACUCGUUCUCCGUAAUGUAAAAAAUAAACUUCUUAGUCGCGCAAA